Molecule: messenger RNA, 1710 nt
Organism: Micropterus dolomieu (smallmouth bass)
Lineage: Eukaryota; Metazoa; Chordata; Actinopteri; Centrarchiformes; Centrarchidae
Exons: 10
Coding region: 1-1710 (569 amino acids)
Molecular function (GO): oxidoreductase activity
Source: RefSeq, a predicted model, not a curated record
AUGUGUGUGUUUCAGAUGGUGAUACUCGAUGUGUUAAUAAUAGGGGGCGGCCCUCAUGCCUUGACCCUGGCUAGCUUGCUAUCCACUGCUCACCCUAAUCCAAAUUCAGACCCUGGACAUGACUUACCACUCUCCCCCUUCUGCUCGGGCCCUUCGAGGCCUCAGCCAAACCCAGAAACAUCCCACAACAAACUCUGCAGUGGCAGGAAGAAGAGGAGAGCAAAAAAAGGUGUGACACUGGAGGAACGACUAGCAAAGUCAACAAUAUCAGAGAGUGUCGUUUGCCCCCCGCAAAGUCUCAGAGUGGUAGAUUCCUAUGGAGAGUGGACCUGUAUGUGGGAGAGCCAGUUCACAGCUCUAAAAAUCCCUCACUUGCGCUCACAUACACUGGUGCACACAGAUCCUCUCAAUAAGAAAGCUCUGCAGGAGUUUGUUUUAAAGUUUGAUCGUUUGACAGAGCUGCACAGUCUUCCAGACCAGGUUUAUAUUCUGGACAAAAAUGCAUUCUUCAAUGACAUGAGGCUCGGCAAGAAGGAGAGGAAACGUCUAAACAUCACCUCAACACUCAAGAAAAGUUUAUCCUUCAGUCUGCCAGGAACCAAACUAAGUGUGGAUUUCUUUAAAGAUCAGGUGGAGAGAUACAACUUGGACAAAGUGCUGGUAAAGGGAACAGUGGAGCGCAUCACCCCUGUGAUUGAGGACAAGGAGAAGAGAGUGAAAUAUUUUCAAGUCCAACUUCAAGAAGGCAUCACCCUAAAAGCCCGCCAAGUUGUUAUGGCGACAGGUCCGACCCGGGCCCAGAUGGCAAACAUCCCCUCAUGGGUGAAAAGCAUUGGAGAGAGCUACCCAGAGGAGCGUUUGCAACACACUGUGCACCUCAUGCAUCACCUGGCAACUGCUCGGCAAAAAAAUAAAGACACAGAUUUGUGUGAGGCAGGGCAGAGAGUAAUGGUAGUUGGUGGAGGUCUGACCAGCGCUCAUGUCGUCUCAAUUGCCCUGCAGCAAGGUGCCAGCCAUGUGACAUGGGUCAUGAGGAAGCACCUCCAGUUAAAACAGUUUGAUGUGGGUGAUGUGGAGAGCCUGGUGGGUCGUUACUCCCACGUGGAGCAUGGAAUCAAGAUGGACGGCCAAGCCUACCUAAGACAGUUCUAUAAUGAGCGGAGUCUCCACAAACGGCUGGCUAUGAUUCGCCAGGCAAGGAAAGGAGGGGCUGUCACCCCAGAGGCCUACAUCCACCUACAGCCAUUCAUCCUGAAUGGACAGGUGGACGUAAAGACAUACUGUCAGGUGAGUGAAAGCAGCUGGUGCUACAGGAACCAGGCCUGGAGUCUUUCCCUCAGCACCGGGGCCCACUGGACUGGAGAUAUGAUCUGGCUCGCCACUGGCUGCAAACUUGACGUCCAACAGGACCCGUUGCUUUCUGAGGUGAUGAGGGAAUUCCCCAUUCAGGUGAUAGAUGGUUGGCCAUGCAUAUCAGAAAGCUUACAGUGGGCAGAUGAGUGCCCGCUAUACCUGAUGGGGCAGUACACCGCUCUUCAGGUUGGACCUCAUGCAGUAAACCUAGCUGGGGGUCAGGCUGCCAGCAUGCGAAUUGCCAAGGACAUCAUGUGCCGUCAGCAACAGGACAAUGCAGAUGCUUUUGAACUGAUUGGGGAGAAAUCCAAAACUGAAGAAUAUAUUCAACAGAUGAAAGGCCAAUUAUGGCUUUAA